GAAGCGAACUGUAGUUGCCCAGGUCUCUCCACGUGGUGGUUGCUGCGAAUGGAGAACCAGGCCGAUGGAUGGAAAUUGAAUUCCAUCGACAUUCUUUGUUUAUGGUCGCUGACAGUUUGUUGAGUAAAGGUAGUGGGGGAAAGAUGUUUUCGAGUAACUAGCACGAGGGGAGUAUCUACUUAAGUUAGACACCUCUAAUCUAGUAUAUAAUUUCAUCUCCACUACCCAGGCGACAUUAAUAAACAAACUGCCAACAUAACUGAAACGAAUUGCUUUAAUAUCCCCACUUUUUAAAUCAUUGGAUAAACGAAUAAUGAAAAUAAUGUGAUAACUUCUAUUCAUGGAUAUCAAUUUGUGGCGAUGUAGUACCUUCUAUCCAGUAUACCAGAUUAAAUAAAAAACGUGCAAAUUUGUUCAUUUCCCAAUAAACACAACAAAAAUUCUGUCAUCAAUUGUGAAUCUUCAAACUAAUAUAACAUCAUUAUGAAAUAUAAAAUGGAAAUUAAGUAGUCUUAUUUGUAUCUUGGUGAAAACAAACGGUAUGUUUGUUAAUGUAACUUUUUCUGAUCGGUGUAUAAAAGAAUAUUUAAUUUUCUAUCCCCCUUAGACAAGGAUCAUUAUCAGGACAAAUAAGUAUAUUUUAUUUAAUUUGUUUUAUCUAAGUGUUUAUUUGAUAUCACUGUUAACAGUCUAUUUAAAAAGUUAGAAAUAUGGAAGGUCAUUCAUAUAUUUCAUGUAUAAAAAUUAAUGGAGUUCCUAUCUUACCACCAUUGAUGACCAAGGAUAUCAAAAAAGAAAUGUCAAACUACAAGGAAAUUGCAAUAAGUAUAGAGAAAAGAUUAGCAAAUUUGCGCAAUGCCCGUGAACAAAAUAAUGAUAUAGACACUGAUACAUUUAAAAAAGAUUUUAAUGGCAGAAGAACAAAUAUGUGCAAUUCAAAAGAAAAUUUAUUUCUUUCAGAUUGUAAAAAAUAUCAAAAUAAAAAUGAAACAAAUAUUAAUGGUUUUUCAACAGACAUUUCUGAAAGUUCUAGUGAAAGCAUAAAACAAAAUUUACAGUGGAAUGAACAAGUCAAUAACAAUCAUGUGUCAGAAUACCGGAUUAAUUUAGACUCCGGUACUUGUUUGAAAUCAGAGUUACUAUCUUCAAAGACCAAUGCAGAUCAGUGUACACAAAACAUAAGUUCAACAAAAUCUAAUACCAUUGAAACACCAGAUGUUUGCAAACCACAAGUGCCUAAAACUUUGAACAUUAUACCAUUGACAUUGAACGAUCCUGUUCCUAAAGAUGAAAUAUACCAAACGACUCAUUCAAAUGACAUAGGAGAUACUCCCAAAUUAGUGCGUCAAGGGUCAUACGUGCUAGAUACUCCAAGUCCAAUAUUAUUAGCGCACAUGCAAAUGGAACAGUGUAACUCCACUAUUAAACCUUGUAUGGAAUACGUUGCAACACCAUAUUUGAACACAGUAAAUCGCAGAGAAUGGAAUAUCACACAAGCUAAAAUUGAAUGGGAAAAUGAAUUCACAGGUAAACAGUUUGCUUCUACAGAAUCAUUAGAAUUGUGUUCAAAUAAGGAGACAAACGUUGAUACUAGAACUAGUCAACAAAUGCAUAAAUCAGUUUCUUCAUUAACAAUACCUACAUCCAUAUAUGCAACAUAUCCAGCUACAAAAUCUGUUGACUGCAUUCAAACAAUGUUAGCUGAUGAAAGCAUAGAGAAAAGUAAUGUACAAAUUAAUAAUGAUAGAAAUUGUGCUAUAGAUAAGAAUAGUGAAAAAAAACAAAAUCUACAAUGUUGGAAAAGGUAUAAUAGUUCUUCUAAUUUUCAAGUAUCGUAUAACCAUGAUAACUUUUUGGACAAUGCAACCAAUAGCGAUAUAUCGUUUUCUAAUAAUUUGAAGAACGAGCAUAACAAAGUUCCUAUCAGUGAUAGUUGUGCAGAAGAAAUUUCAAGGAAUGCAGACACUAAAGAUUUGACAUCAAAGUUAAAAUUCAAUAUUACUUCAGAUAAACUUCUAACAGUUUACAAGAAAGUACAAGAAAUGCAUAAAAAACAGAUGGCAGAGUUAGUGUUUCGACAGCAAAAAGAACAAACUCUACUCCAAGAAGAGUUUGAAAAACAACAACUACUUUUAUUAACUGAGAUUAGAAAAUCUUUCCCAGAAAUUUCAGUUUCACUGCUUCCCGAAAAUAUUUUAUCGACUCCUUUGAAUCAAGUUACUCCUAAUCAUGAUAAGCUUUCUAAAGACACUGAUCAUAACAUGGAACAUGUGAAAAAUGUGAAAAGUAAUUUUCAAGAUGAAAGCAAAAUAAUUCAUUUACAAGACAAUAAUAAAAAAGUAGUUUCAUAUUCAGUGGACAACAGCUGUUCUAAAAAUAGUCUUCCUGUUACGGAAUCUUGUGUUACAGUGGGAAAAGAGGAAGUUAAUGUACAACCAGAUAAAGAUAAAAGUUAUGAGAAAAAAUUGGUAAAAGAUGGUGGUGGGUGUAAACGUUUAAACGUUAGCAGACAAUUAUUUCCGUUAGAUAGUAAAACUGUUCACGUUCCGAUUCUCGAUAGGACAAUAUAUGGGUCUAAACAUGUUGAAGCUGUAAAUGUGAUCAAUGGAUACACGCGCGGCUAUUUAGUACGUAGAAUGAUGCGAACGGAACGUGUGAUCGCUUUGAAAAAUAUAUAUAAAGAAGCUUUACAUUGCAUGCUCAAGCUUCACGUCGAUGCACCUUUGAAUCGAUCAGAAUUCAAUUUCUUAUACCGUCUUCAACUACAGUGUGAGGCAGCAUCUAUGAAUGUAGUGGAGUUAUUUGCCCAAAGUCCUAAGAAAAGGAUGCAAGUAAUAGCGCAAGAUCGUGAAAUCAAGCAAUCUCGCAUAGAACGUCCAACAUCAGCCAGAUCGUAUUCGUUUGCCACUCAGCGGACCUUAGCCAGGAAAAGACUGAAGGAGAUGAAAGAACAUCAACCAUCUUCUUUUGCGCGUUCAUGUUUGUCUAGAUCUAGAUGCCAAACUUGGACCUCAGAUGAUAAAGAAAAAAUUUUUUCUCCAAACAUUUUAUAUCAAAAUAUUAAAAGGAGCACAAGUGCGGGUACUGUAAGAAAACCAUGGCGGUAAAAUUACAAUAGUGCCUUUGAUUAUUUUAAUUUUAUUAUGUCAUAUAUGCGUAAAAAUUAUAUUGCGUAAACAAGUUCACUUUGUGCCUGAAUUUUUAAUAAAUUUUAUUACGUAUUUAAAGUUAUGUCUUUCAAAAUGUGUAUUACAUUACAUAUAAGUUGCGCUUGUCAUCUUAAAAGAAGAACUUUAUUAUAAAAUAGUUUGUACAGAAUAAAUGGUGAAUUCGUUAACAAAGGAAGUACCUAAAACGCUCUUUACCAUUUUAAAUGUAUUCUUGCAAAAUAAUAGCAUAGAGGCCCUUGUUAUUUUAGAUAAAAUAUUGAACAUGAUUAUUCUAUAAUU
Molecule: messenger RNA, 3449 nt
Organism: Nomia melanderi (Alkali bee)
Lineage: Eukaryota; Metazoa; Arthropoda; Insecta; Hymenoptera; Halictidae
Biological process (GO): ciliary basal body organization; negative regulation of centriole elongation; regulation of cytokinesis
Cellular component (GO): centriole
Source: RefSeq, a predicted model, not a curated record